AUGGACUGGGACGCACAUUGCUGCCACCUCUGCUGCCUGUGGCCAGUUCACGGGUGCCCGCUCGACAGUGCCGUAGAUUCCAGAGCCUUCAUCACCAGCUGCGGGAAGGGGGACUUGGGCCUAUUGCAGUACCUGUUGCAGCAGUGAGAUGUGGAUGUGAAUGUAUGUGACAAGUGGAACACCAUCCCCUUCCCCAUGGCCCCGCUGCCCCCAGGAGCCCACUGCAAGGCCAACACCUUCCAGGAUGAAUGCUGCUUCUAUGGGGCUGUAAGUGAUCCAUCCACCAGGGCCCUGCAAAAUUAGAAGCAAGUGACAGCCUCCUGUAGGAAGUGGGACUACUGUGACUACUUCCUACAGUAGUGGAUAGACACAGGGCAUGCGGAUGAGGUGUUCUUCAUGGUACACAAGAAGCCCUUCUGAGCCCAUCACUGUAUCAUGGGUGCAUUCGGUGCCUACUUCACCAACAUACUGGACACCAAAUGGAAGGGCAAGAGCAUCAUGGUCCUCAGGAACCCACUGAUCAACCCCGUGGCCUUUGGGGCCCUGCUGCAGUACCUAUACACAGGCCACCUGGAGGUCAGCGUGGAACACAGUGACUGUGAGUGCUUGGCCAAGCAUUGCCAGCUAUUGGACAAUGACCUGGAGGCCAAGUGCAAGGUAGUGUCUGACCCUGGGCCAGCUCCUCUGGGCACAGCCCUGGCCCUGGCCUCCCCUAAGCCUAGCCUUCCCCAAGCCUUCUCUUCUGGCCACAGUGACUACUUCCAGGCCCUGUUGGAUGACUACUUUGGAGAGAAUGAGGGACUGGAGACCAUUGGUUACCUUCCAGCCAUCACCCUAAUCUGGCCCUGCAUCUUCACCCAUGCGUUCUAUCUACUACACAUACAGCAGCCACCCCAAGAAAAUGGGGGUGCUGAUAGUUGUUACCUCUUAAGGUCUUGUGUGGUUGAAUGUGCACAUUGCAAGUACAGUGCCUGGCACAAGUGCACCCUUCCUCACCCUCAUUUCACUACAAUUGCCCCCCCCCCCAUUGCAAAUGUGGCUUAUGAUAUGCUGAAGAUGGCUAACAUAUACCUAUUGCUGGGUCUGAAACAACUGUGUGACUGCAGUCUGGCCCAGCUGCUGGAUGAGGAUACCAUGGUCGGCAUGUGCGGUGUGUGGCCUGUGGCCAAGCUAUUUUGCCUGGUAGGCUUUGAGGAUCAGUGCAAUGAGUACAUGGCUAAGGUUAUCAAGAAGCUGGUAGAGUGGAAAGAGUUCUCAGAGGCUGUGAGGGAAGAUGUGGUGGCUCUGGUGGGGCAAAAGCUGGGGUCUAUCCUGCUGAUAGAUGAUAUCCGCUUCUACAUGGCCAGCAUGGUAUAGAUCUACAGCAACAUUGAGGUGAUGCAGCAGCAGCUACAUGCCCUUGAGGGCCUGCUAGUGUCUAUUGGCCUCAACUGCUGA
Artibeus jamaicensis (Jamaican fruit-eating bat) is the source of this 1437-nucleotide messenger RNA. It is a transcript of the gene ABTB1, whose product is annotated as ankyrin repeat and BTB domain containing 1. Gene Ontology annotation, molecular function: protein binding. The record is from RefSeq and is a predicted model, not a curated record. Gene Ontology annotation, cellular component: ubiquitin ligase complex; cytoplasm. NCBI's taxonomy places the organism in Eukaryota, Metazoa, Chordata, Mammalia, Chiroptera, Phyllostomidae.